Molecule: messenger RNA, 2497 nt
Organism: Papaver somniferum (opium poppy)
Lineage: Eukaryota; Viridiplantae; Streptophyta; Magnoliopsida; Ranunculales; Papaveraceae
Product: indole-3-acetic acid-amido synthetase GH3.6-like
Exons: 3
Coding region: 144-2015 (623 amino acids)
Cellular component (GO): cytoplasm
Molecular function (GO): indole-3-acetic acid amido synthetase activity
Source: RefSeq, a predicted model, not a curated record
AUGUGUUAAGACGUGCAUUACUACGUACUAAUGCAGCGCCAAUAACUAUAAACUCUUUCUACUUAGCUAAAAAAAGAAACACUUUAAACUCUUUCUCUCAAACACAAUAGGAUUUCUCUGGCGAGAUUAUAUUCAUUACUACCAUGUCUUCAUCCAAAACUCCGGUAAGCACAUCAUCUAUAGCAGAUAUUCGUAUCAGUACUAGUAAUGAUGAUUAUUAUGACGACGAGAGGUAUGAGAAGGCACUCCAAUACAUUGAAGAAGUCACAACCCAUGCAGAUGAGAUUCAGAAAAGGGUACUUUCACAAAUACUAUCCAUUAAUCAAAAUGUUGAGUACUUACAACGACAUUGUUUAAGCGGGCAUACAGACCUUGAGACGUUCAAGAAGUUGAUUCCUGUUAUUACUUAUGAAGAUCUCAAACCUGACAUUGAUCGUAUUCUCGCUAAUGGAAAUACUGAUUCACCACCCAUCCUCUGCCAACACCCUAUUUCUAAGUUCUUUAGAAGCUCAGGAACUUCAUCCGGAGUGUGGAAAAGCAUACCAACAACAGAAGAUGAUGCCGAGAGGAGAUCCUUUUUUAGAAGCCUUAUAAUGCCAAUCAUACGCCAAAAGGUUCCUGAUUUAGACAAAGGAAAAGUAAUGUAUCUGAUUUUUGUAAAUCCACAAGUUAAUACACCAGGAGGUAUAACACUUAAUGCAGCAAGUACAAGUUUCUUCAAAAGUUCAUAUUUUCUAAAAGAGUUCAAUGAGGAUCCUUAUUAUAACUAUACUAGCCCUAUUGAAACCAUGUUUUGCGAAGAUUCUUACCAAAGUAUGUACUCUCAAUUGCUGUGUGGGCUCUAUUAUAGUAAUGAAGUUCUUCGAUUAGGUGCACCAAACGGUUCUGGUCUGGUUCAAGCCAUCCGGUUCUUGCAAGAAAAUUGGACCAUUCUAUGUAAUGACAUCCGGACAGGAAGUAUUACAAAUGUGAAAAUUACAGACCCUUCAGUGCUAGAGGCAGUUUUGAAGGUACUUAAACCAAACCCCAAACUUGCAGAAUUUAUAGAAACUGAGUGCAAGAGAGAUGAAUCAUGGAAAGGGAUCAUAGCAAGGUUAUGGCCUAAUGCUAAAUACAUAAAGACUACUGUAACAGGAUCAACCAUGUCGCAUUUCAUCCCAACCAUAGAUUCUUACAGCAACGGUCUCCCGAUUGUUAGUAUUCGGUAUACGUCUUCCGAGUGUUACUUAGGUCUUAACCUUAAUCCUCUGUGUAAACCUAACGAAGUAUCCUACACCCUUAUACCUACUAUGGGAUAUUUCGAAUUCAUACCGGUUGAUGAUCAUGAGAAGCAACAACAUCCGGAACUAGUUGAUUUGGCAAAUGUUAAGCUCGGACAGGAAUAUGAGAUUGUUGUCACCACUUAUGCUGGGCUAUACCGAUAUAGAGUUGGAGAUGUGCUAAGAGUUGCAGGGUUCAAAAAUAAUGCUCCACAGUUUAAUUUCAUGCGGAGAAAAGAUGCACUUUUAAGCAUUGAAACUGACAAGACAAAUGAAGUCGAGCUCCAAAAUGCAGUGCAAAAGGCCGCUAAACAUCUCGUUGAGUUCAAUCUAUCUCUUGUUGAUUACACUAGUUAUUCUGAUAGAUCUACUAUUCCAGGACAUUAUGUCCUCUUUUGGGAGCUGCAAUGGCCAAACAACAACGAUAUCGUCAGAGCCACAUCAUCGGUGUUUGAGCAAUGUUGUCUCACAGCAGAAGAAUCCCUCGGUACUGAAUACCGUCAUCUUCGUAAUCAAAGUCAUAAAAGUUCCAUCGGACCUCUUGAGAUAAGAAUAGUCGAGAAGGGAACUUUUAAGAAGUUGAUGGAUUAUGCGACCACUAUAGGAGGUGCAGCAGUUCAUCAGUAUAAGACACCACGAAGUGUGAAACUUGCUCCCAUUCUUGAGCUUCUCAACUCCAGAGUUGUUUCGAACUACAUCAGUCCAAAAUGCCCGUCUUCAGAGUUGCAGAGAAUUAAUCAGCAUGAUCAUCCAUGAUUAAAGGGUGCGGUAUGUACCUAGUUUAGUAUUUACCAUAUGCAAGUGCAAGAUACUGCAAGCACAGUGAGAUGAGACGCUCCAAUUGCAAACAAGAGAGCCUAUAGUUCUUUUAUUAUCAAAGCCGCUUGUUUUUAUAGAUUUCUUUUAUUAAUGUUGUGUUUACUUUUUACGAGUAUGAAAUCUGUUCAACUUGAUUUCAACUGUUUAGCUAAAUAGUUAUACUUGGUUUCACUGAGAGUUUAUGAGUGUCAAACUUGAUUUCAACUAUUUAGCUAAAUAGUUAUACUUGGUUUCACUAAGAAGGCGGACACCCAUGCUGCCUCAAUCAAUGGUUAUGAAGAUGUGCCAGCCAACAGCGAGGCAUCUCUACUAAAAGCCGUCUCAAAGCAACCUGUUUCAGUUGCCAUUGAUGCCAGUGGCCAGGACUUUCAGUUUUACUCAAGCGGGGUAUUCACAGGAACUUGUGGGACCAAAUUAGA